This is a messenger RNA of Hevea brasiliensis (rubber tree), 3334 nucleotides long. RefSeq names its product probable LRR receptor-like serine/threonine-protein kinase At3g47570. The record is from RefSeq and is a predicted model, not a curated record. Bases 24 to 3101 code for a protein of 1025 amino acids. Gene Ontology annotation, biological process: protein phosphorylation. Lineage: Eukaryota; Viridiplantae; Streptophyta; Magnoliopsida; Malpighiales; Euphorbiaceae. Gene Ontology annotation, molecular function: protein binding; protein kinase activity; ATP binding. The transcript has 3 exons.
ACAACAAAUCUUCUUGUUUAGAAAUGCAGGGGAGAGCAUAUCUUGCGCUUUUGAAAUACUUGCUCCUUUUAUUAUAUGUGUACCUGAAUUUCAAAUUUCUCUCAAUUAGUGUUGCUGCCACCUUUGAUAAUGGAAAUACGACGGAUCAUCUUGCCUUGUUAGCCUUCAAGACGAAGAUGACAUAUGACCCUCAAAGUGUUCUGAGGUCAUGGAAUGAUUCUGUGCAUUUCUGCAAUUGGGAGGGUAUCAUUUGUGGCCGCAGACAUAGAAGAGUCACCAUUCUAGAUCUCCAAUCUAGGGCUUUGGUGGGUUCUUUGUCUCCUUACUUGGGAAACAUGAGUUUCCUUAAGGAGAUUAGACUUCAAAACAACACUCUGCAAGGUGAAAUCCCACAAGAUUUGGGCAAUUUGUUUAGGCUUCAAGUUUUACGCCUAGAAAACAACUCCUUUGAAGGGCAAAUUCCAGCCAAUUUGUCUCAGUGUUCAGGCCUUUUGGACCUUCGCUUAUCACGCAACAAGCUAGCGGGACAGGUUCCAGUUGAGCUUGCCACUUUGUCCAAGCUCAUAUCACUUAGCAUUUCACAUAACUAUUUGAGUGGAGGCAUUCCACCAUUUAUUGGUAACCUUAGCUCCCUAGAAAUUUUAUCUGCUGCUGAAAAUGUCUUUGGUGGAAGUAUUCCAGAUGCUCUGGGACAACUAAAGUUCCUGAAAGCUAUUGGACUUGGAUCAAAUCAACUCUCGGGUAUUAUUCCUCCGGCUAUUUAUAAUAUUUCAUCCAUUGAAAUAUUCUCUAUGGCCAAUAAUUCAAUUCAUGGAAGUCUUCCAUCAAACAUUGGCCUCCUCCUACCUAAUCUUCAGUUUCUUCAAAUGUGGAAGAAUCAUCUUAGUGGAUCCAUUCCAGUGUCAUUAUCUAAUGCCUCUCAACUUGAGCACCUUAGCUUAGGCGUGAAUAAUUUCACGGGAAAAGUAGCUGUUCAUUUUGGAAGCUUGCAACGACUCGCUUAUUUAUAUAUGGAGGAAAAUAGUCUUGGAAGUCUGGAAGGUGACGAUUUGAAUUUCAUUACUUCUUUGGCCAAUUGUAGCUACUUGGUGGAGCUAGAUUUAUAUGGAAAUCAGAUCAAGGGAGUGUUGCCCAAUUCCCUUGCCAAUCUCUCUGCAAUUGAGUACAUGUUAAUUGGGGAAAAUCAAAUUUAUGGAACCCUCCCUCCGGGCUUAUCAUCUCUUGUUAGCUUAUCGGCAAUGGUCAUACAAUCUAACAAUAUUACAGGCACAAUUCCUGUAGAAAUUGGUAAGCUUCAAAAACUAACAGCUCUGUAUCUUGACCAUAAUAGCUUAUCAGGACAUAUACCUAUCUCCAUAGGAAACCUAUCAUCAUUAACAUACCUUCGAUUAGAACACAACAAAUUUGAAGGCACCAUCCCUUCUAGCCUUGGGAAUUGCAAUAAAUUAGAAUCUUUUUCCCUCUCCCAAAACAAUCUUAAUGGUUCCAUUCCCACACAACUCUUCUCUAUUCCUCUCAUGUUAGUUUCAGUUGAUCUAUCCAGAAACAAUCUAGAUGGAUCGCUCCCCUCAGAAAUUGGAAAUUUGUUCAAUUUGAAUGAAUUGCAUGUUUCUCAAAAUAAGUUUUCUGGCAAAAUUCCAAAUGACCUUGGCCGGUGCAAUAGCCUUGAGUUGCUUUACAUGGACAAUAACAACUUACAAGGUUCUGUUCCUCCAUCUUUGGCUUCUUUAAAAGGUCUAAAAGAAUUUGAUCUGUCUCACAAUAAUUUUUCCGGUGAGAUUCCAAAAUACCUAGAAAAAUUUGCAUUGGAAUAUGCCAAUUUAUCUUUCAACAAUUUUGAUGGUGAUGUUCCCAUCAAUGGAGUUUUUGCAAAUGCUAGUGCAAUAUCAGUUGUAGGAAACAGUAAGCUCUGUGGUGGUAUACCAGAGCUACAUUUGCCAAGAUGCCCUACUGAAACAUCAAAAAGAAGCAAAUUGCGUAUUGACAAAAUAGUUGUGAUCACAAUCUCAUGUGUUUUUGGCAUUACUAUGCUAUCAAUUGCCAUGUAUUGUAAGUCCAAGAAAAAGAAAAGAAAGCAAUCUCUCACUUCCUUGCAGAUAAAGUCAUUUCAAAGAAUUUCUUAUGAAAUGAUUCUUAAGGCAACCGAUGGGUUCUCUUCUGCAAAUUUGAUUGGUAUGGGAAGCUUUGGAUCUGUCUAUAAAGGAACUUUUGCAGAUGAUGGAGCAACUGUUGCAGUGAAAGUACUCAACCUUCAACAACGAGGUGCUUCAAAGAGUUUUAUGGCAGAGUCCAAAGCCUUAAGAAAUGUACGUCAUCGAAAUAUUGUUAAGAUAAUAACGUCUUGCUCCAGUAUUGAUUUCCAGGGAAAUGAUUUUAAGGCACUUCUGUAUGACUACAUGCCAAAUGGGAAUCUAAAGAAGUGGUUACAUACAGGCUUGGAAAGACAUGUCGAACUUAUUGGUGAGCAACGAAGUCUGAGCCUUCUGCAGAGAUUGAACAUUGCUAUAGAUGUUGGGAAUGGGCUGGAUUAUCUUCAUCACCAUUGUAAAAUGCCAAUUAUUCAUUGUGACCUAAAGCCAAGCAAUAUUCUUCUUAACAAUGAUAUGGUUGCUCAUAUUGGAGAUUUUGGGCUGGCAAAGUUUCUUCCUUGCCUCAUGAAUCCAACUCAAAGUACCUCAAUUGGAGUUAGAGGAACAAUAGGUUACACAGCUCCAGAGUAUGGAUUAGGAAGUGAGAUAUCAACAAGAGGAGAUAUUUAUAGUUAUGGAAUCCUAUUAUUAGAGAUGGUGACGGGAAAAGAACCCAUUGAUGAAAUUUUUGUAGGUCUUAACCUUCAUAGUUUUGCUAGGAUGGCAUUGUGCAACCAAGUGUUGGAGAUUGUAGACCCAAUUCUUUUACAAGAAGAUGGAGUAAAUAAUAAUCAAGGUCGAACACAAUCAAGAAAUGACAGCAAAGUUGAAUGCCUAAUUUGCAUGAUCAAGGUAGGGGUAGCAUGUUCCAUGGACUCUCCUCAAGAUAGAAUGGACAUAAGCGAUGCACUCAAAGAGUUACAUUCAGCCAGAAACAAUUUUAUGCAAGCUAGAGUUGUGUCAUGUAUAUAGAACAGUUGCAUAAGAUUCAACGUCUCUUUAAUGGUGGCUGCAGUUUCACCAAUAUUAAUAGGAAGUGAAUGCUGAAGUUUGUGGCUUUAAAUCACAAGUGCAAGGGCGGUUGUGUUUUAUGUAGGCCAUAGUUAUAUAUGCUUUAUGUUUGGGUAUACGCAAAGUCUAAUUAGCUGGUAUUAUAUGUGUGUUCAACUUGAAUAAAAUAAAUUAUACGUUUCAUGCAUAAAUAA